Molecule: messenger RNA, 411 nt
Organism: Trichoderma virens Gv29-8
Lineage: Eukaryota; Fungi; Ascomycota; Sordariomycetes; Hypocreales; Hypocreaceae
Exons: 2
Coding region: 1-411 (136 amino acids)
Source: RefSeq, a predicted model, not a curated record
AUGCCUGCUACAAACAUGUGCACGAUCAAUCCUGAGAGCACUGUCAUUCAGCCUACAGCUCUAGCUCCCGUUCAUCACUAUAAUCCGGAAGCCGGGAUAUCCUUGGAUCCCCCUCAACUCAACCACCAGACUGCGGUCUGCACUCGUGACAUUCUUACACAAGCCAGAGCCCAGACGGCAAAAGUCUGCCGACGGGAAUGGCAAUUCUUUGUCCGCGUUACGGUGGCUCUUCUUUCCAUUGCGUCUGCGUAUCUCGGAGGGUUUCUCUGUCACGAUGCUAACUUGGGCAUCAAAAUCGGGGCUGUGCUGGCGCUUUCGACGGCCAUCUUUGAAGUCCUAGAGAAGAUGCUGUAUCGAGGACCGGCACGAGAUUCCGACUCAAGGGAUCAGAUAUUAGCCCGCCUCUGUUAA